CACUUCCUAAAAGAUUAACACAAUGAGAACUCUGCUUUUCUUUCUCUUCAUCACCACCCUCUUCUUCUAUACCUACUCCCUCCCAAUUGCAAUACCCCAGGACCUUACCACCGCAUCCGACAACAUAGAUUUCAUCCGCACAAGCUGCAACGCUACCCUAUACCCCGACCUCUGCUACACCUCCCUUGCCGGCUAUGCCAACGCCAUCCAGCAAGACCCCGGCCGCCUUGCUCGUGCAGCCAUAAGCGUUAGCCUCAAGAAAGCCCACCACAUGGCAGAAUACGUGUCAAACCUGACGCGGGAUGCCGACUAUGGCUCAGACCCGCGUGCUGCCUCCGCUCUCCACGACUGCUUCUCCAACUUCGGUGACGCCGUGGACGAGAUCCGUGGUUCCCUGAAGCAGAUGCGGCAGGCGGUGUCUCCCGGUUCAGAAUCAUUCAGGUUCCAGAUGAGCAAUGUCCAGACGUGGAUGAGCGCCGCCUUAACGGACGAGGAGACUUGCACGGACGGGUUUGAGGAUGUUGCUGAUAGCCAGAUGAAGAGCGACGUCUGUGAUCGGUCGGAGGAGGUAAAAAAGGCGACGAGUAAUGCAUUGGCGUUGGUGAACAGUUAUGCAGAGAAGGGAGUACAGUGAUAUAUAUAUAGAUGCCUUUAAUUAAAAAGCUUUAACGAGUGAAUCACAAUUUCGGUUUCAGUGUGGACUGUGGAAGAAGAUUGUAAAUCCCUUUUAGUUGAUAACUGUGACCGAGUUUACUGAGUGAACUCUGAGUUAAUCGAACCUUUUUUUUUUUUUUUUUUUUUUUUUUUUUUUUUUUUUUUUUUGGCACUACAAACAAAUUAGUAAUUGGGAA
Molecule: messenger RNA, 851 nt
Organism: Rubroshorea leprosula
Lineage: Eukaryota; Viridiplantae; Streptophyta; Magnoliopsida; Malvales; Dipterocarpaceae
Source: the annotation of a GenBank genome assembly